AGCUCAAAUGGGACUCUGAAAAACGACACGGUAAAUAGUGAAUCUGACACGGGAAAAAAAUGAAAGGCUAAAACCAGAUUCCUCCAAAAUUUAGCAGACACCCGUUCUUUCUUAACCAUCCAAUUGUUUCAGAUUCUCCAUUAAAGCUCCUUCUUUUUGCCUUGCUUUCCCCAAAGUUCACACCUUUGUUAACUGCCCCUGUUGAUACUUAUGGUCUUUUUUCUGGGUUUUGUGAACUUCUUCUUCUCUUUUAGAUCAUAAAACUGAGCCUAUUCCAACUUGGGUGUAAGAGUCUAAAUACGGGUAUUUAUCCGGCCUAUAUAAUGCUGGGUGAAGACAUUAAUGAUUCUGAAGGGGAGAUUAAGGUGAGUUUCGGCUAUCAAUGCAACGGUGGCGGCGAUGGUAUUCCAAGUGGGGCUGUGAAAGGGGUCGAGUCCAGAAGUGACAUACCGAGGAACGGUAGUUUCUCGUGUUUGUCUGGUGCUGCCUUAAGUGCCAAUGCUACAUUGGCCAACACAAAUAUCUGCAAUGGUCUAAUAGGAUCUGAUAUUCUUCCUAGUCUAGAUUCCCCUAACUCAUUUCGUAGGGUUCUGUCUUCUCCAUCUCUUUCGAGAUUGGAUAUAUUAUCAUCUUCCCUACAAAGCAGUAUGUCGAAUUUAAGUUGUAGUCCACCGAGUCCAGUCGGUUCAUACGAAACUGAUUCGUAUAUGUUGAAAACCAUGAGUGUUCCCACUAGAAGUGAUAGUUUCCUUAAUGCUGUUGAAGUUCAAGUGGCGGGUGGAGCUGCAGGUGAAGAUCGGGUUCAAGCUGUUUGUUCCGAAGAGAACGAAUGGCUUUUUUGUGCUAUCUAUGAUGGCUUCAACGGGAGGGAUGCUGCUGAUUUUCUCGCUGGGACGUUAUACGAGACCAUAAUGUUUAACUUCAAUUUACUCGACUCAGAAUCAAAGCAGUAUGUUCCCAGUAUCGACUCUGCAAGUGAUGAAAGCUCGUAUUCGGAAAUGGAAGUGUCUUCUCGUUCAUUUAGGAAUGGAGUACUUGAUAUCCUUCAUCGAGCUUUAAGUCAAGCCGAGAAUGAUUUCUUGUACAUGGUAGAACAGGAAAUGGAAGACCGUCCCGAUUUAGUUUCAGUAGGAUCUUGUGUUUUGGUUAUGCUUCUUCAUGGAAAUAAUUUGUACACGCUCAAUUUAGGUGACAGUCGAGCUGUAUUGGCAACAUUUGAUGAAGGAAACGACAUGGAUCAGUCUGGAAGAUUAAAAGCUAUUCAGCUCACUGAUAGUCAUACCGUCGAUAACGAACUUGAAAGAACUAGACUCUUGAGUGAGCAUCCUGAUGACUCGAUGCCCGUAAUUGCUGGAAAAGUGAAAGGAAAAUUGAAGGUCACUCGUGCUUUCGGAGUCGGUUACUUGAAAAAGAAGAAACUGAAUGAUGCAUUGAUGGGAAUUCUUCGAGUUCGAAACCUCAUUAGCCCCCCAUAUAUCUCCACCGAACCAUCACUAAACGUGCACGAAAUAUCGAAAUCCGACCACUUCGUAAUAAUUGGCAGCGAUGGUUUAUUCGACUUCUUAAGCAACGAAGAAGCAGUGAAGCUCGUCCAUUCUUACAUCUCGAGCAAUCCUUCUGGAGAUCCUGCAAAAUUUCUCGUGGAACAGCUUGUAAUAAAAGCGGCUCAUUCUGCAGGUUUCAGUAAGGGAGAAUUGUUGAACAUUCCGGCUGGUAGGAGGAGGAAAUACCACGACGAUGUUACCGUUAUCGUGAUUAUUCUCGGAACGAAUCAUCGAACUUCGAAAGCAUCAACCUGUAUUUGAAUCUUAUGUAUUUCAUUCAGCAACCCUAAAUCAUUGUAUAUAUAAGCUUAAAUUCAGAUAAUUUUCAUCUUGAUUUGUUGUAAAACAAAUUUUGUGUCACUUAAAAUCAUGCAUUAGUCUUUGGUGUAUGUUUACAACAGUGUGAUACAGCUAUGCUCGUAAUUUAAUUUACUUGGAUUUGAUUA
Molecule: messenger RNA, 1990 nt
Organism: Gossypium raimondii (Peruvian cotton)
Lineage: Eukaryota; Viridiplantae; Streptophyta; Magnoliopsida; Malvales; Malvaceae
Product: probable protein phosphatase 2C 40
Exons: 5
Coding region: 324-1805 (493 amino acids)
Biological process (GO): protein dephosphorylation
Molecular function (GO): protein serine/threonine phosphatase activity
Source: RefSeq, a predicted model, not a curated record